Messenger RNA from Macrosteles quadrilineatus (aster leafhopper), 805 nucleotides. RefSeq lists its product as uncharacterized. Lineage: Eukaryota; Metazoa; Arthropoda; Insecta; Hemiptera; Cicadellidae. The transcript is spliced from 4 exons. Bases 13 to 747 code for a protein of 244 amino acids. The record is from RefSeq and is a predicted model, not a curated record.
UCAUUUCAGACCAUGAUAGGAUACACAAACAUUGUUUUGCUGUCUCUGGCAGUAGGGUUGGCCGUUGCCCGGCCUUAUGGAUCCAGUGUGGAACAUGGAGGUCAUGGCCAUCGUAGGUCCCAGAGCAUUGGGGGAAGCCAUAACCUGGGAAGUGGUGGCAGUGGAGGUGGUCUUCAUCAGGGAGGUUCAAGAGGCAUUGGAGGUGGAAGUCAACAUCUAGGAGGCAUUGGUAGUGGAAGUCACCAUGCAGGUCAAGGAGGCAUUGGAAGUGGAAGUCACCAUGGAGGUCCUUCAGGCAUUGGAGGUGGAAGUCAACAUCUAGGAGGCAUUGGUAGUGGAAGUCACCAUGCAGGUCAAGGAGGCAUUGGAAGUGGAAGUCACCAUGGAGGUCCUUCAGGCAUUGGAGGUGGAAGUCAACAUCUAGGAGGCAUUGGUAGUGGAAGUCACCAUGGAGGUCCUUCAGGCAUUGGAGGUGGAAGUCAACAUCUAGGAGGCAUUGGUAGUGGAAGUCACCAUGCAGGUCAAGGAGGCAUUGGAAGUGGAAGUCAUCACCAAGGAGGUCUAGGAGGCAUUGGAAGUGGAGGUCAUCAAGGAAGUCUAGGAGGCAUUGGAAGUGGAGGUCAUCAAGGAAGUCAAGGAGGGAUUGGCAGUAGCAGCUUGCAUCAUGGUGGCGGUGGACAACAUGGAGGUUUUGGCUCUUCUCAUCAUGGAUUUGACCAUGGUGGAUACAAGAAACAUGGCUAUUAAAUAAGUGUAUUGUAAUUUUUAGGGCUUUUAUUUAUUUAAUAAUAAUUUUGUAAAAGCA